GUCCAUUAAGAGCUUCGUUUUCGCAUUCAGACCACACCGUUUCCAACCCCAACCUCAAUCACCAUGGCCGCUCCCAAGACCGCAAUCACCGCCAAGCGCUCCAGCACCACCCGCCACCGUAAGCCCAAGCGCAGCUGGAAUGUCUACAUCAACCGCUCUUUGAAGGCGAUUAACAAACAAAUGAGCCUGUCCGGACGCACCACGCGAAUUGUCAACUCCUUUGUUAACGACCUCUUCGAGCGCGUCGCGAUGGAGGCCGCGACGUUGGUGCGGGUGAACAAAAAGCGCACGUUGGGCGCCCGCGAGCUGCAGACGGCCGUCCGUCUGGUGCUCCCCGCGGAGCUCGCCAAACACGCCAUGGCAGAAGGCACUAAAGCUGUCUCCAACGCGGCUCGCUAAAGAUUUUUUAUAUUCUUUAGUUCCCUCCACAGGGCUUAUCAUAGAGUUUUUUAUUUUUCUAUUGAUUUUUUCAUUUUUUUUUUAGUGAGUUUCUUUUUCGAAUCAACUCACAUGGUUAAGCUUUAAUUCAUUUUUUUCCGAUGUGAGAAAAAAAAUAUAAAUGCAAUACUCGACGAUUUUUAUAAAAAAAAAUCACAUCAUCGAAUUAGCUGAUCUAGAGAUAAUGUAUUAACCUUGAAA
Phytomonas sp. Hart1 is the source of this 639-nucleotide messenger RNA. Lineage: Eukaryota; Euglenozoa; Kinetoplastea; Trypanosomatida; Trypanosomatidae. The record is from the annotation of a GenBank genome assembly.